AUGGGGUCCCUGGUACCGACACGAGAUGACGUUGCCAUCAUUGGCAUGUCCUGCCGCUUUCCCAGUGAUGCAGACACGGCGGAUCGAUUCUGGGAUUUCAUUUGCCAGGGCCGCAAUGCCUAUGCCGAGAAUCCCAGUCGCUGGGCGGCUAAUGCUUUCCAUCACGGCGAGAAGAAGAUCAACACAAGUCUGACGCGCGGCGGCCACUUCAUUAAACAAGAUGUCGCCGCUUUUGAUGCCAACUUCUUCAGCCUUUCCAAGACGGAGGCAGAGUCGAUGGACCCUCAGCAACGGAUGAUCAUGGAAGUGACAUACGAGUCCAUGGAGAGUGCCGGUCUGCGUAUCGAGAACCUCGCGGGUUCACGCACGGGCGUCUUCAUGGCCAGCUUCACCAGCGACUAUCGUGAGUUGAUGUUCCGCGACGCCGAGACUGCACCCCUGUAUACGGCCACUGGGACCAGCAACACAUCUACUUCCAACCGUGUAUCCUGGUUCUUCGACCUCCGUGGGCCCAGCUUCACCGUAAACACGGCCUGCUCCUCCAGCCUGGUCGCCUGUCACCUGGCCUGCCAAAGCCUCUGGAGCGGCGAGACGGAAACGGCCAUCGUCGGCGGCACCAGCCUGCUUCUGAAUCCGGACAUGUUCCUUUACCUUUCCAACCAGCAGUUUCUCGCCCCUGACGGCCAGUGCAAGAGCUUCGACAACGCCGGCGAUGGAUACGGCCGAGGUGACGGCAUCGGCGUUGUAAUUCUCAAGCGUGUCGCAGACGCAAUUCGUGACGGCGAUCCAAUUCGGGCAGUUAUCCGGGGCAGCGGCAGCAACCAAGAUGGACAUACAAAGGGCUUCACAAUCCCCAGCGUCGAGGCUCAAGCAUCUCUCAUAGCAGAAACCUACCGUAACGCCGGUCUUUCGUUGGCCGAGACGCGCUACGUGGAAGCCCAUGGCACAGGCACCCAGGCCGGUGACACCCGUGAGAUGGAGGGUAUUGCGCAAACCUUCAGCAAGCAUCGGGCGGAAUCCGACGAACUCGUUGUCGGAUCUGUCAAAUCCAAUAUCGGACAUCUGGAGGCGUGCGCGGGAUUAGCCUCGCUCAUAAAAUGCGUCUAUAUCCUCGAAACAGGGGUCAUUCCACCGACGCCCAGUGUCCGUCUCCUCAACACCAAGAUCCCAUGGGCAGAAUGGCAUCUCAAGGUUCCGUCAACAAGAACCCCUUGGCCGAAGACUGGCUUAAGACGGCUCAGCACCCAGGGUUUCGGGUACGGGGGCACAAACGCGCAUCUCAUUCUUGACGACGCAGCCCACUACCUCGAGGAGCGUAACCUUAGGGGUCAUCACUACACGAGCACGGAGAUUCCACAUGCGCAGCGACUUCUGGAUGAUAGUCCCCAAAACAAAAAACGUCAGAUGUUAUUCUUGUUCCGGUCAAACGACCGCGAAGGGCUCAGACGAGUCCGCUCCUCGCUGGAACAACAUCUUCGCAAUCGUCUCGCGUCAGUCCCUCAAGACGGUGGCGAUUAUCUGCAAGAUCUGGCAUUCACACUUGCAAACCGGCGAUCUCUUCUGAAGUGGCAAACAUUUGCUGCUGCGAGUACGGCAGAGGAAUUGGUGGACCUUCUCAAGAAGGACGACAACUCGUGGACGGCGCCCGUUGCAAGAUGCACCACAGAACCUCCUCGAAUUGGCUUCAUAUUCACUGGUCAGGGGGCGCAAUGGGCGCGCAUGGGCGUUGAACUCAUGGAAUAUGCCAUCUUUCGCAAGAGCGUCGAAGAGUCGGAUCUCUUCCUGCGCCAGACUCUCCACUGUCCUUGGUCUGCUGCCGAAGAGCUAGCCAAGUCGCAGGACACGUCGCGGUUGUCCGAGGCAGCCUACAGCCAAACACUCUGUACGGUCCUUCAGAUUGCCAUUGUAGAUUUGUUCGAGGAUUGGAAUGUCGCACCCACGCGUGUUGCCGGACACUCGAGCGGCGAAAUUGCGGCUGCGUACUGCCUCGGUGCGUUGAGCAAGCACGACAGCCUGCGAGUAGCCUACUACCGAGGUGUCCUGUCUUCCGAGAUGCGACAGACGCAUAAAGAUCAAAAGGGGGCCAUGAUGGCCAUCGGCUCUGGCCCCGAGAGGGUCGAGGAGUGGCUCAAGCAGCUCACAAAGGGGCGCGUCGUUGUCGCUUGCAUCAACUCUCCAAAAAGUGUCACAGCAUCGGGUGACGCAGCUGCCAUCGACGAACUGACCACGAUCGUGGAGGGUGCCGGCGUAUUCGGACGUAAGCUGCAGGUUGAUGUAGCUUACCAUUCUCACCACAUGCAAACGGUCGCAUCAGCGUACGCCGACUUGCUCAAGAACGUCAAGCCACUGCCGGCGCGCGAGGGUCGGUCCAUGCACUCUAGCGUCCUGGGCCGAGCGAUCGAUGCUACGAGUCUUGGAGCAUCCAACUGGGUGAGCAAUCUUGUCUCUCCCGUUCGCUUCUCUGACGCCAUCUCCGACAUGCUUUACGAUGGAGAGGAUCUGGCCCUGGAUUUCUUGGUCGAGAUUGGACCGCACCCUGCUCUCAAAGGGCCUGUCCAACAGAUCCUGCAACCCCAUGGCCCAUCGGCGCUGGCUGUCAAGUAUGCGAGCGUCCUGACUCGUGGGCAUGGAGCGGUGAAAACUGCGCUCGCGUGUGUGGGAGAGUGCGUUCUAUCCAACGUCCCUGUUGACGUGGCUCGUGUAAACGGUGGCAUUGGAAAUCCUCGUCCUGUCGUCGACCUGCCACCAUACCCCUGGAAUCGAUCUACCAGGUUCUGGGCCGAGUCGCGGCUUUCGGAAGAAUACCGAUUGCGCAAGCACGCCCGUCUUCCACUCCUUGGUUGCCCUUGUCCCACCAUGGGUGCGCGCGAGCGAUAUUGGCGCGGCAUGGUGCGGUUGGAUGAGGAGCCUUGGAUUAGGGACCACGAGAUUCAAGGGUCCAUCCUGUAUCCUGGGGCAGGGUUCCUCAUCAUGGCGAUCGAAGCCGCAUUGCAGCAGGCAGACAACUUGCGCACGGUCGCUUCGUUUACAUUACGAGAUGUCCAUCUCGACGCCGCGCUGGUGGUGACCGAGGACAGUAUUGUGGAGGCGAUCCUUCAACUGCGGCCACAUCUGCUUGCACCGGGUAGUAGCCAAUCGUCCUGGAUGGAGUUUACUGUGAACUCGUCCACGGAUAGGGGUCCCCUACGCCAAAACUGCUCCGGUCUCAUCAUGGUCGAGUAUGAAGUCGAUGCUGACUCGGACAUGGGUCGCGAAUCCGCCCUUGAAUCGGCGGCAGUCGUGGAUUUCUAUAAGGAGACGCAACUCUCGUGCCGAAAGACAGUCGACGUAGACAAGUUCUAUUCUCGGCUCGAUUCUCUGGGUCUCUCUUAUGGACCAACAUUUGCCAAUGUCACUGCGAUUCGGAGAUCUGGUGAAGGAAAAUGCGUCGGUUCAUUGCGCGUCCCCGAGGUAGAUAGCGCCGUGCCUCCGGCAUAUAGCAGUCACCCUCAUGUCAUUCAUCCGACAACGCUGGAUGCUGUCUUUCAUCUCGCUUUUGCCGCUCUUGAGGACGCUCUGCUUCCAGGGCCCAUGGUUCCAACCAACAUAGACGAGGUGGUAGUUGCAGCAAACGUGCCAAACCGGCCCGGCACAUUGCUUCGUGGAGUCUCGCAAUCCUCGCCUCACGGCUUCCGUGAGCUCGUGUCCGAUAUAAGCAUGUUGGAUGACGAAAUGAGCAGAAUGGUCGUUCGGAUCAAAGGUUUUCGCUGCGCUGACGUUUCGGGCGGGAACAUGACCUCGUUGGAGGCAGUAGAGACUCGACCGAUCGGAUUUCGUCUUGAGUGGAAGCCUGCGGUCGAAUUGCUGCCUGACGAAAAGCUGAAACAAUUCAUCGGCGAUGUUGCCGAAAAGCGAACGGACUCGAAACUCGCUCGCGCCGGUGAGCUGAAGAAUGAAGCUCGCCACAUUUCUGAGGAGUUGGGUCAGACAGAGAACCUCCCAACUCCAGACCAGCAGGACCAAUGGUUGAAAGAGAUGGAAGAUUGCGGCGUGCUAUUCGAACUCGCACAGGCUCUCGACACUGAAUCCAAGUACCUCGCACUUCGGCAUCACACGAACCCGAAUCUGUCUGUGCUUGAAUUGAGCCUGGACUCCGUGCCAUUCUCUCUUUUCGCAAACCUCCCCAGCCGCGACAGAAUUCUCCAGACAGCGCAAUUCGCAAUUUCAGUAUGCCAGGAAAGUGCUGUUGAUCGGAUCAAGGGCUGGUUUGGGUCCAAGGCUUCAGCAAUCGACGUCGUAGUCGCAGAUUAUUCCACUAAGCUCGACAAGAGCUCAGAGAUGCACGAUGUCAUCAUCGUAUUCGACCCCGGUUUCGUUUAUGCAAAGCAAGAUGUUGUUUUGCGCAACGCGCGGAAGCUGCUAAACCCGGGCGGAACCCUGGUUAUUGCCGAAAUCAACAAGCCAGAGGCUAACCUUACCACAGCAUUAAGGGCGCUUCAAUGGACAAGGAACAUCGAUUCCACAAAGAGCAUUUGGGCGUCGUCCUUCUCACGCUUGGGACUUACACCUUCACUUGACCUCAUCGACAGCACGGCUUCUGGCUACGGACGGUCUACUUUGCGUCUCACUGCAAAUGUCAGCCCAUCGGGUCUGUCGUCCGACGGUCAGGCUAAAUUAGAACACGUCUCUAUUGUCGUGUCUGCCGCGGCAUCCUCCCGAGCCCAAAGGGUUGCGUCAGCCAUCGCAACGCGGCUCGAAGAAUCAUGUACCGUACACAUUGUCCGCUGGGGACCUGACGCUUCGAAGCUUAAAGGUCAGACCUGCAUAAUACUCACCGACUUGGAGUCUGCACUUCUCAAAGAUCUCGCGUCUGAGGAUCUCACCAACCUACAAACACUCCUCUCACUCGCUGAGAGUACUCUCUGGGUGAGCGGUCCUCUGGGUCCCGAUGCUGCUCUCAUAACAGGAUUGGUUCGUAGCGUGCGCAACGAGGCCGUCGGCGUCCAGCUGCGCACCGUCGAAAUGACCGACGUGCCCCUAUCUGAAGCUGAGGAGUACGCCGAUGCGGUGUCUCGCAUCUUUCACUAUCGUGGUUCCGAUGAUGAGUUCCAGGCAAGACAGGGAACAUUGCAAAUCAGCAGGCUCGUCGAGGAUGAGGAGAGAAACAUGGAGCUCGCGCAGCUGCUGGGCCAGGGCGAGAAGGCGGCUGUUGCAACUACACUGCAGGAGAAGCCGGAAGCACUGAAGUUGUGCGUAAGACAGAUCGGUAUGCUGGAUUCGAUCUGCUUUGAACCAGAUCCGCUCUCUCGGGAGCCUCUGGGGGCAGAGGAGGUGGAGAUUGACGUGAAGGCGUCUGGUAUCAACUUCCGAGAUGUCAUGGUCGCUUUGGGACAAAUUCCAGAUCGUGCAUUCGGGUUCGAAGGGGCCGGCGUCGUCCGUCGAGUGCAUGAAUCGGAGAAACGACUCCGGCCAGGAGACAGAGUCGCGUUUCUCGCCCACGGCGCUCACCGUACCGUGCACCGCGUGCGCUCAGGCUUCGCCAUGCCUCUUCCAGACACCAUGUCAUAUGAAGAAGGCGCCGCGAUCCUUCUUGUGCACACGACGGCCUGGUACGCGCUGGUAAAGACGGCGCGCGCAACACCUGGACAGUCUGUCCUCAUUCACGCGGCGGCCGGCGGCGUUGGCCAGGCCGUUCUCAUGCUGGCCCGACAUCUAAGCCUCGAGGUAUUUGCAACGGUGAGUUCCGAAGAGAAGAGGAAGCUCGUGCACGAAGCGUACGGGGUUCCCCACGACCAUAUCUUCAACUCGCGGGAUGUCAGCUUUGCCUUGGGCGUGAAACGGAUGACCCGAGACCGUGGUGUUGACAUUGUCGUCAAUUCGCUGGCGGGCGAGGCCCUCCGAAAGACAUGGCAUUGCCUGGCUCCUUUCGGUACGUUUGUCGAGCUCGGGAUGAAGGAUAUCCUUGACAAUGCACGCCUCGACAUGAGACCGUUUCUUCAGGACGCGACAUUUGUAUUUUUCAACCUAAAUCGUGUCCAAAAGGAGCGGCCAGAGCUCUUGCAGGAAGCGCUCACAGAGACGAUGGCCCUCGUGCGGUCCGGAGCGCUCAAGCCAGCAGUGCCCCUGACGGCCUACCCGGCUUCCGAUGUUGAAAAGGCGUUUCGCAAGAUCCAAGCAGGGCAGCACUUGGGGAAGCUCGUGCUGACGUUCCAAGCUGGCGAUACCGUGCCCGUCGUUCGACCCGACCUAAGCUUGAGCGACUCGGGCACAUAUCUCCUGGUCGGAGGCCUCGGUGGCUUGGGCCGCAGUCUCGCCCGGCUCCUGGUACGGCUUGGUGCCCGUCGCCUUUGCUUCCUGUCUCGAUCUGGCGCAAAGAGCAGCGAAGCACAGGCGCUCGUCGAGGAGCUCGCAUCGCAGCAUCGAGUCCAGGUGCUCGUCAGCGAGGGAGACGUGUCCGACGCUGCCGUCGUGUCCCGCACGGUGGAACAGUGCAAUACGAAGCUGGGGCCCAUUCGCGGCGUAUUCCAGUGCGCCAUGGUCCUCCGUGAUGGCCUCUUCGCGAGCAUGACGCACGCGCAGUGGACGGAGAGCACACGGCCAAAGGUGCAAGGAACGUGGAACUUGCACGCGCAGAUACCCAAGGCCGACUUCUUCAUCACUCUAAGCUCCUUUGCCGGCGUUUUUGGGAGUCGCGGACAAGCCAACUACGCGGCGGCGGGAGCGUACGAGGAUGCACUGGCGCACCACCGCGAUGCUGGAGGGCAGCGGGCCAUCACGCUCGAUCUCGGCAUCAUGCGGGACGUCGGCGUGCUGGCCGAGACGGGCAUCACCGACUACCUGCGCGAGUGGGAGGCUCCGUUUGGCAUCCGUGAGCCCGAGUUCCACGCACUCAUCAAGUCGGCGAUCCUGGCAACAACGCAGCCCCUGAAGGAGGGCACGUCGUCCCAGAUCCCCACAGGGCUCGCGACGGCCCGAUCUGCGCAGGCAGCGGGUAUCGCCAUGCCCUUUUAUUUCGAGGAUUCCCGCUUCUCUAUCCUUGCACAGACUCGUGCUUCGUCAGCCGGUGCCUCUGCGGCUGGAGACACGGACUCCAAGCUUUCGGUUCGAGUGCAGCUGGCUCAAGCUCAGACGAUCGCCGAAGCGGCCGCCGCAGUUCAGGCUGUGCUCGUCGAGCGGGUGGCGAGAACGUUGCAGAGUAAUGCAUCGGAAAUUGAUGCGUCCAGACCACUGCACUCGUAUGGUGUUGAUUCUUUGGUUGCGGUAGAAACGGUCAAGUGGAUGUUCAAGACGCUCGAUGCGAAGAUGACGGUGUUUGACAUCUUGUCCAACGUGUCCAUCUCGGUCCUGUGCGAGAAAAUUGCCUCCGCAUCAGCUUUGGUCAAGCUGGGAUAG
Messenger RNA from Drechmeria coniospora, 7371 nucleotides. Its product is annotated as polyketide synthase. Gene Ontology annotation, molecular function: oxidoreductase activity; phosphopantetheine binding; fatty acid synthase activity. Bases 1 to 7371 code for a protein of 2456 amino acids. Gene Ontology annotation, biological process: secondary metabolite biosynthetic process; fatty acid biosynthetic process. The transcript has 5 exons. The record is from RefSeq and is a predicted model, not a curated record. Lineage: Eukaryota; Fungi; Ascomycota; Sordariomycetes; Hypocreales; Ophiocordycipitaceae.